AUGGCAAAGAUGUCUCGUCGCAGGGACUCUGCAACGUCGAGUGCCGCCUUUUCCCGCUUGAUGACUAGGCUCGCGACGCCGGGGAACGUUAUCUUGAACACCUGCUUCCUGAAGAGUCCUUCCCCAACGUACGAGAAGAACUCGCGAAGCGCCAUGGACGCCGUGCGUGCAGGAACGGCCGCGAUGGCAACGACAUCCGCCAUGUUGAAUUUCACGUACUCUAGUCUGGGCGGUGCCUGGGGCACCUUGUUGGAGUCUAGAUUGUAG
Trypanosoma grayi is the source of this 267-nucleotide messenger RNA. RefSeq lists its product as hypothetical. The transcript has a single exon. The record is from RefSeq and is a predicted model, not a curated record. Lineage: Eukaryota; Euglenozoa; Kinetoplastea; Trypanosomatida; Trypanosomatidae. Bases 1 to 267 code for a protein of 88 amino acids.